This is a messenger RNA of Pseudogymnoascus destructans, 558 nucleotides long. It is a transcript of the gene QCR7, whose product is annotated as Cytochrome b-c1 complex subunit 7. Gene Ontology annotation, biological process: mitochondrial electron transport, ubiquinol to cytochrome c. The coding region runs from base 72 to 443 and encodes 123 amino acids. NCBI's taxonomy places the organism in Eukaryota, Fungi, Ascomycota, Leotiomycetes, Thelebolales, Thelebolaceae. The record is from RefSeq and is a predicted model, not a curated record. The transcript has 4 exons.
CGACGACGACGAAGACUGACGACGAGAUCCCCCCCCACAGCGAAAGAACAUCAUUGACGACGACUGCCAUCAUGUCUCAACCAUCCCUCGCGCCCUACGUGCUCAAGCGCCCCUUCCUCCAGCGCUUCCUCACCCCCUUCGCCAACUGGUACGCCAAUGCCGCCGGCUACAGAAAGCUCGGGUUGAGAGCCGAUGACCUCAUCCCAGAGGAGUCCGACGUCGUUCUCCAGGCCAUCAAGCGCCUCCCGCCCAAGGAGUCCUACGAUCGCGUCUUCCGCCUCCGCCGCGCCUUCCAGUGCUCGCUCUCUCACCAGCUGUUGCCAAAGGAGCAGCAGACUCCCCCCGAGGAGGAUACCCCAUACCUCUCGCCCAUCAUCCGCGAGAUCGAGGCCGAGCUGAAGGAGCGCAAUGAUUUGGAUUCGCUGGCUGUGAAGCGUCGUUAAGUGUGAGGAGAGGAGGGGUGUGUGUAUAAAGGAAUAGAGGGAGGGGGGAAAUAGUGGAUGUUUUGGAUGGGGAGAGCCUGGCUUUGUGGGGGCCAGUGUUGUAUUGUAUCGGGUU